Molecule: messenger RNA, 299 nt
Organism: Racocetra persica
Lineage: Eukaryota; Fungi; Glomeromycota; Glomeromycetes; Diversisporales; Gigasporaceae
Source: the annotation of a GenBank genome assembly
AUGGAAGUAUACAGAUUAUUCAAAAUGCUUAUCAAGAUAUUGUGCCAACCAAGUCUAUGAAAAUCAAGAGCUUUAUAUCUAGUUUGAUUAAUGAGCUGCAUUCAUUGACUCCUCUAUUAUUAUCGCCAAAGCCUUUUGCAUUAAUAGGCAAUCUCUCGAAAUACUCAUGUAAAUAUAGUGUAAGUGUACCUGAGAUUAAAAACCUUUGGAGCGAUCAAUCAAAUAUGCUUAGUAUUUCUAGCAGAACUAGUUUGGGCCAUGUUGCUGAUGCAUAUUUCAAUUCUGUGCGAAGGGGAUAG